This is a messenger RNA of Staurois parvus, 281 nucleotides long. NCBI's taxonomy places the organism in Eukaryota, Metazoa, Chordata, Amphibia, Anura, Ranidae. The record is from the annotation of a GenBank genome assembly.
CACUGAUGGGCAGCACUGAUGGGCGGCACUGCUGGGCACUGAUGGGAGGCACUGAUGGGCACUGCUGGGCGGCACUGCUGGGCAACACUGAUGGACACAGGUGGGUGGCACUGAUGGGCACAGGUGGGUGGCACUGAUGGGCACAGGUGAGUGGCACUGCAUGGCACAGGUGGGUGGCACUGAUGGGCGCAGGUGGGUGGCCCUGAUGGGCACAGGUGGGUGGCACUGAUGGGCACAGGUGGGUGGCACAGAUCAUCAGGGCACUGAUCAUCAGUGACAGU